Messenger RNA from Carya illinoinensis, 2716 nucleotides. RefSeq names its product two-component response regulator ARR12-like. The coding region runs from base 425 to 2548 and encodes 707 amino acids. Gene Ontology annotation, molecular function: DNA-binding transcription factor activity; DNA binding. Gene Ontology annotation, biological process: phosphorelay signal transduction system; cytokinin-activated signaling pathway. The record is from RefSeq and is a predicted model, not a curated record. Lineage: Eukaryota; Viridiplantae; Streptophyta; Magnoliopsida; Fagales; Juglandaceae. The transcript is spliced from 6 exons.
AAGGCUUUUCUGUUCGGUUGGAAAGGAAAAGCUAAAGACAAAAUACACAGAGGAGAGAACAAUUCUACCAGUGAAGGAAGAGAGAGGGAAAGUCAUUCCGCUAAAAUACUAAAAAGAUGUCUGUUUUGUUGGGUUGAAUCUCUUAACCCUGUUCUGGCCAUCACCAUCAUUAUGCAUCUCGUACAGCCUUAACUUACUCUCCAUUUCCAUAUCUCUCUCUCUCUCUCUCUCCACUUUCUCAAAAUCUCAGUUGCUCCUUUGGACCCCUCUCUCUGCGAGUCUCUUGUUCAUGUCUUUAUCUUCUGGGUUUUGGUGAAAAAGGCACGGAAACUUGAGUCCCAGCAUUCAAAGUUGACACUUGCUCUGUGAUCUCUGUUUGGUACUCUGUUUCUCAUCUGGGUCCAUCUGGAGUUGUUCGUUCACGAUGACUGUGGAGGACCAAAAAGGUGGUUUGGCGGGUGAAGAUGUAGUACGGGACUGUUUUCCGUUGGGUAUGCGUGUUCUGGCUGUGGAUGACGACCCAUUUUGCCUCAAAUUGUUGGACACCCUGCUUCGUAAAUGCCAGUAUCGGGUUACAACAACUAACCAGGCGGUAAUGGCUCUGAAAAUGUUGAGGGAGAACAAAGAUAAGUUUGACCUUGUUAUCAGUGAUGUGAAUAUGCCUGACAUGGAUGGUUUUAAGCUCCUUGAGCUUGUGGGGCUCGAAAUGGACCUACCUGUCAUUAUGUUGUCAGGCCAUAGUGAUACCCAGCUUGUGAUGAAGGGAGUUACUCAUGGUGCAUGUGACUAUUUGUUGAAGCCUGUUCGAAUUGAAGAGCUAAAAAACAUAUGGCAACAUGUAAUUCGAAGAAAGAAAUUUGACUCCAAGGACCAAAAGAAGUCCCUGAAUGAAGACAGAGCUCUUCAUGGUACUGGUGACAGUGGACAGGGGUUCGCAUCGACAGGUAAUGCAGAUCAGGAUGACAGACUCAGUAGGAAGCGGAAGGAACAAAAUGAAGACGAGGAAGAAGAAGAUGAAGAAAAUGAACAUGAGGAUGACGAUGCUUCAAACCAGAAGAAACCUCGGGUAGUUUGGUCAGUAGAGCUGCACAGAAAGUUUGUUGCAGCUGUAAAUCAAUUGGGACUUGAAAAGGCUGUUCCUAAGAAAAUUCUUGACCUGAUGAAUGUAGAAGGGCUUACGAGGGAAAAUGUGGCUAGCCAUCUGCAGAAGUAUAGACUCUACCUGAAAAGAAUCAGCAGUGUGGCAGCACAGCAAGCUAGUAUGGUUGCUGCAUUGGGGGGUAAAGAUUCCUCUUACUUGAGAAUGGGUUCACUAGAUGGAUUUGGGGAGUUUCGCUCGUUGGCUGGAUCAGGAAGGCUCCCAAGCUCAGCUUUAUCAUCAUAUACACCAGGUGGUAUGUUUGGUAGACUAAACUCCCCUGCAGGUUUGACACUUCAUGGAAUUACUUCUUCUGGACUUGUACAACCGACUGGUCAAAACUUGAGCAGCUCCAUCAAUACUCUUGGCAAGUUCCAGCCAGCUCUAUUGCCUUCAAACCAAAGUGCAAGUUUAUUUCAAAGGAUUCCUACAUCAUUAGAGCUCAACCAGUUGCAACAGAACAAGUGCACUACGUGGAUCGGAGAUUUCAAUCCCAUUAAGGAUUCAAGAGGUUUCACUGUCACUACUAGCUUCUCUGACUCGAGAGUGAAUGUUGGUAAUUCACCCAGUUUAUUGCCCAGUCACUCAAGCAAUUCUUUGGUGUUACGAGGGAAUCCACAUCAAGCGCACAAUGGGGGAGCAUUUGGAAGUCAAUCUUCACUUGGAGUGGCUUCACUGACUGCAGAUGCUUUUGAGAAUUGCAGUGGUGGCCCAUCUAAUUUUUUGGUUCAUAAUCAGAGUAAUGAAAGCUGGCAGGGUACAGUUCAGUCAUCCAGGUUUUCAUCGAAUGCUUUGCCAUUGAAUGAGCCUUUUAAUCAUGAUCAAUUGCCUUCUAAUAACUUGAGUAUAUCUUCUACCAGCCCUCAUAUUGGUAACAGUUCAAUUGAUUUUCCUUCAACAAGUGCCGUUUUAGCCCCUCUAGAGGAUUCAAGAGGAGAUAUUCAAUGCCAUGAAGGCAUGAUUGGUAGUGUCAUCCACAAUAUGAAUUACCCAUCAAAUCAAAACUGGGAAGAACAAAAACAGGAUUACAACCAUAACUUGAAUCAUACUGUCAGUGCCUUAAAUUCUCUGGUUCCUGCCAAUGGUAUAGUGAAUCCUUUGAGCCAGAGUUUGGACCAAAAUACUGCAAUCUCCAGCAAGAGUUUUGAUGAGUCUUUGAUUCCCCAAUUACAUGGUGGUGCUCUGUCCCUUGAUCAAAACAGUGAGGUUGAGAGAUAUGCUCUAGGCACAAAGAUGCCCAAUGAGGACUACCUCUUUGAGCAAACAAGGUCACUGGAUGGUAUCACUCAAAACAGUUUUGGUUCUUUGGAUGAUAUAAUGAAUACAUUGAUGAAACGGGAACAGAAUCAGACGAUGCUGUGUGAUGGGGAAUUCGCAUCUGAUGCUUACUCUCUUGGGUCGUGCAUUUGAGAGUUUUUUAAGAUAAUUGAAGGGCAUCAACGUCAUAAAUUUACUUCUCUUGGAGGAGCUUGUAUCAUUAUGUAUUUUCUUCAUCUUUUUUUAUAUUUAUUAUUCUCUUUGUUACCAAAUGUUAUUUUCUGGUUACAAUUGCUAAUAUCAAACCUUUUUCUUAAUUAA